Molecule: messenger RNA, 2438 nt
Organism: Zychaea mexicana
Lineage: Eukaryota; Fungi; Mucoromycota; Mucoromycetes; Mucorales; Lichtheimiaceae
Exons: 2
Coding region: 191-2260 (689 amino acids)
Source: RefSeq, a predicted model, not a curated record
CUUCUUCUUCUUCUUCUUCUUCUUUUCAUUCACUCUCACUCUCACUCUCACUACUGCUACUACUACUACUUCUUUUAUACAUAUCACCAACCAGCCUUACUCCAUAACUAUCAUUACUCAUUAUUACUUUGUACAUAAACCAACACUGUCCAUUUACAACAGCAUCUAUCAUAUAUAAAACUAACUCAUCAUGGCUCGUCGCAACGCACCUCCACCACUCACCUGCCUUUUACAGCAGCAACAACAACAACAACAACAACAACGAGUACCAAACACUGAGCCUGUCUCACCAGGGGCAAUAUCCACAGCUUCAUUCAUGUCGUCGUUCUCAUGGGUGGCCGAAAAAUCAUCUGCAGAAUUGACUUCACUUUUAAAGAACGCGUACUCUACGCUCCGUGAAAAAGACAGAGACCUCGCACUAGCUGCCGAAAUCGGCAAGUCUCUCCUCGAGAAUAACAUGUGUUUGAAGACACGUUACGAGAAUUUGCUGGAUCAAGUGAACCAGUGCAACCAAAGUCUGCCUUCGCCGUCGAUCGAUGAAGGCGAGGCUCAUGAUGACAAAGAAUCACGACAACAACAACAACAACAACAGUGCUGGGACAGCGCACACGGAAGCCAAGAUGAAAAAGACGAUGACGCAGAAGACUACGACAAUGCGAUGCGACUGAUAUCUAAUCAAAAUGCUCGCGAGGCACUGAUCGAAGCACUGGAACGCAAAAACGCCGAGAUGCAAAUGAUGCUCGAUAAUGCCCUGAACGAAUCAUCAGCAUCCACCCAGGCCAACGAAAAACAGAUGCGGAAACUAAACAACGAAAUCGAACUCUUGCAGAGUAACCUGGAUUGUGCUGCACAAAAGAUCCAGGAGCUUGAAGAGGCACGCAAUGCUCGGCAGGAACGAGCAGCAGCCUUGAAAAGAAAAGACAGCAGCAGCAGCAGCAGCAACGAUCCAUAUGAUGCUAAUAGUGCAAGAAUAACGCCCUUGUAUAACAUGCACGACAAAGAAAAUGAAUGGGGUGCUGCCGAAGAGUUAGCCGAAAAGAUGAUGCACAUGCAGUCUGAAAACCAAGGGCUUGCACACGCAAAAAAACUGAUUGAAGACAAACUCGAAACAGCGCUUUCGGAUCUCGACACCAUGCGCCAGCAGUUCCAUCAGUUCCAAUUCACUCGAGACGGUUACGAGAAUCUGCAGGAAGCCUAUCAGCGCCAAUUCAAACAUAUUGAGGAACUCACGACCAGUUUGGAGGAGCAUCGUACGAUCUUGUCACGCUUACGGGACCGUGGUAUCGGCUGGUCACCCAAACCAUCGCCCUCACCCAGUGAAUAUGGUGGCGUUGUCUUUUAUGGUGAGCAACAACGUGGAGGUCCACUACCACCAGUAGCAGCAACACCAACAACAACAUCGCUAUCAUCAUGCGCCCUGCAAGAUCUACGUAUGACAACGCCAAAACAAAGUUUAUUGGGCGAGCUAGAGAAUGCAUGGCUCAGAAGCCUGCAAGAACAACAGAACAAGCCAGAUGACAUGGUUGCUCCCUCACCCACAGCUACAAUUGACCAAGACGACGACGACGACGACGAAGGACACGCUAGCAAUUCCGAUUCAGACUCAUGCUUGUCGUCGUCGUCGCCGACGCCGUCUGUAGCUCGCAAACUGCGCGACGUUGCAAGUCUGACCGAGCAGAAUUUGGCAUCAUUUUACAGAGCACCGGCCGAAUACGCACUAGAGACACCCGUGACGUCGUUCUCACCUCCAUCGCCAACGCCAGCGGGUUGUUUUAGUAAGGAGCCAUCAAUGAUGAUUCAGGAGGCGGCGGCGCGUUACAUCAAAAGCACCAGGAGCGUUCACAAGGGUAGUAGUAGUAGCAGCGCGAGAAGCGUCAAGAGUAAGAGUGGCAGCAGCAUUGACUUUGACCUGUUUUCACCCGGUGGUUCCGGAAGUGUCUAUGCCGCCCACGAUCUCUAUCCACGGCUCUCGUCCGAGCUCUUGUUCACAUCCUUUGAUUGCCGCUACUACUCCAACAACAACAAAGGACGACGGUCACCAUCAACACCAAAAUACUACGCUCCUUCUUCUGCUGUUGCCGCUGAACAUAAUAGCGUCGAACUAUUCCAUGAAGUGCCGUCUGGACUCACUGGCGGCGCUUAUUGGGUCCUGCAAUGUCUCUUUGGUGCAUUGUGCCAGUGGUGUCGGUUUUCAUUAAUCCUCAUGGCUGCCAUACUCAUCAAUCUCUGGCAAGGUCCAGAAGCAAUCAUGGAGAAAUAACAUAUUCUCUCCCCUCUCAAUCUUUUUCCUUAUCCAAUCCAUUCACCGACCUCAUCCAAAUCCAUACAUACAACCCCCAUCCAACCCUUCCUUCCCAAAUGUUCAUAUAUCAUCUUUUUUUUUGUUUCUGCUUUUGCUCGUCCUUUUUUUUUUCAAGUACAUAAUAAUUAUAAUUUGU